AUGGCGGCGGCUCCGUCGGCGACGGCGGUGUCCACGGCGGCGCUUGUAGCCCCCAUCCAAGCUCCAACCAGUGCGUUUCUCCGGCGCACCCAGCUCACCCGUCACCGCCUCCACUCACUGAAAUGCCGCCGCGCUGGGCCCAUCGUCCCCGCGGCCGCCGCUGCCGCGGCGGGCAGCAGCUCCCCGUCGUCUGCCGUUUUCCACGGCGAGUGCUUUGUGGUGGGCGAUAACAUCGACACCGACCAGAUCAUCCCCGCCGAGCACCUCACCCUGGUGCCCUCCAAGCCCGACGAGUACCGCAAGCUCGGCUCCUUCGCCUUCGCGGGCCUCCCUUCCGCGGCCUACCCGACGCCGUUCGUCGCCCCGGGUGAGGAAUCCUCGCGCUACGCCGUCAUCGUCGGUGGGGCCAACUUCGGGUGCGGCUCCUCACGCGAGCACGCGCCCGUCGCGCUCGGGGCCGCCGGCGCACGCGCCGUCGUCGCGGAGGGCUACGCGCGCAUCUUCUUCCGCAACUCCGUGGCCACUGGAGAGGUGUACCCUCUGGAGCUCACGGAGGCUGGGGCCUGUAAGGAGUGCAAGACAGGGGAUGUGGUCACCGUGGACCUUGGUAACUCCGUUUUUAUUAACCACACCUCUGGCAAGGAGUACAAGCUGAAACCAAUUGGUGAUGCUGGUCCGGUAAUUGAGGCGGGAGGGAUCUUUGCCUAUGCCCGGAAGACAGGAAUGAUUGCGUCGAAAGCUGCUGCAUGA
Molecule: messenger RNA, 750 nt
Organism: Miscanthus lutarioriparius
Lineage: Eukaryota; Viridiplantae; Streptophyta; Magnoliopsida; Poales; Poaceae
Source: the annotation of a GenBank genome assembly